AUGAAUGAAAUUAUAAAUAGUAACAAAUAUUUACUUGUUCUUGUUCCACUUGUUAGAAAAUAUAUUGAUGAACGAAAAGAUAUGAAUUCUAAUACACAACAUACAGUUGAACAAUAUCUUUUAUUCAUAUCAAACCGAGCUGAAGGUUAGAUUUUUCUUUUUAUCUUUAUCUAUAAUAUUUUUCACAUUCAUCAUAUAAACAAGAUUCAAUUGUAUUAGAAGAAAUUCAAUAAGAUCUUGUUUGAAAAAUGGUAAAAAUAGCAAAUGGACAUGAAAAUUGUCCAC
Messenger RNA from Rotaria sp. Silwood2, 285 nucleotides. The record is from the annotation of a GenBank genome assembly. Lineage: Eukaryota; Metazoa; Rotifera; Eurotatoria; Philodinida; Philodinidae.